CAAUAUCCCUAUAAAUAUAUGGUAUCAUCCAUAACUCUUUCUUACACCAAAGCAAGAUAUUGUAAGAAAACAAACAAGUUACACUCUAACAAUGGCAGAAAUGAUGAUGAAGGUUUUAUGUGUUGUGGUGGCUUUCAUGGUGGUGUCAGCGCCUUAUACAAUGGCUAUUACUUGUGAUGACGUUGUUAACAAGUUGACCCCAUGCGCAAACUACCUGAAGAAGGGUGGCGCAGUGUCAGCGGCAUGUUGUAAGGGUGUUAAGGGACUGCAUGCGGCAGCUAAAUCAACCCCUGACCGGAAGACCGCCUGCGUUUGUAUGAAGGAAGCAUAUAAAUCAAAUCCCGGCAUCAAACCAGAGCACGCUCUUGUUCUUCCAAAAAAGUGUGCUGUUAAUAUUCCUUACAAGAUCAGCCUUAAAACCGACUGCUCCAAGGUGAAGUGAUCAGCCUUAUAUUGAAUGUAUGGACAUGGAGACAUGCGUUUGGGUUCCGAAUAUGCAAAAACAUGUAAUAACAACUAUCGGUAAAAUAAAAACAAUAGAUCUGGUUCUCCAUUAGGUUCUUGUUUUGUAUGUCGUUGACAUAAUACAUUGUUCAUGUUAUUAUAUUAUGCAGUAAGUAUGGUUUUCUUCAUAAAUGAUAAAUGUGUUGCAUUUGGUUUUAUAAAAACACA
This is a messenger RNA of Lactuca saligna, 672 nucleotides long. NCBI's taxonomy places the organism in Eukaryota, Viridiplantae, Streptophyta, Magnoliopsida, Asterales, Asteraceae. The record is from the annotation of a GenBank genome assembly.